AUGUACUCUUGCAUCUGUUUCUAUGGAUUCCUACUUUACCUUUGUCCCUUUAUCUCUUCUCCAAAUGUAUAUAGUAAUCACACUAAGUGGAGUUCAUGCGGCCAGCGACGGAAAAACGACUACAUAUUCAGAAACGUUUCUCCAGACACAUACUCGAAUCUCUGUGACAAAAGCGCACGUUUUCCCCUUUCCUCCGACUCACCUACAUCGGAAAUGUCCGACAAACGACUAACCGAGAAAGAGCUGGAUGAGUACCUCGAAUUAUUCGUCGCAGAGGAGGCUACAAAGAUGACGGCAGAACUCACAAGAAAAUUAUACCGCGAAGGCGGUAUGACAGAUGCCGAUUUUCAUUUCGCCUGUAAGGGUAUGACAAAAUCACUACUGAGGAGUGUUGGCGCAGCAGAUCCCACAACAAAAAAUAUCAAGAAGGAAGUGAUGGACGCCCAAAAGUUGUUCGCAAACAAAGAAAUCCAACAAGUGCUGGACGUGGAAGAAAGGUGGGAAGAAAUAUGGGAUAACAUAGAAGCCUCAAAAAACCCACUGGAGGGAUACAAAGUCAAAAUGGAGGCAGCAAUCGUAGCGAAACAAAUGACACCCGUUAUUGCCAUCACUACCGCGACUCUGCUGGGCUUGACGGGACCACGGGCACAAAAAGCCACCGCCGACCAACGUAUUGCAGCAUGGUUGGCCAUGUUUGUGGACGAGCCCAUGACGUCACGUUUACUCGCAUACAACACGCAAAUCGCACAAACCAGUGCAGGAGGAAUGCGGCAAUGGAGAAAAGUUUUGACACGGGUCGAAGUGCCUUUGGUUCCCGAAACGGACAGGUUAGAGCACCUCAACCGCAUCACUUUCGAAAAGGCACACAGCGAAAGUCAAGCAGGACCAAGAACAGUUGAGGGCAGCGGAGUGCACCGAAAACAUCCGUGUGAUACCUACCGGGCUCCGAACAGAGACGGGUCAGAUAUCCUAGAAGGAGGCGCGCCAUACGCGCCAAUUCUCGGAGCCGACGGGACACAGAUCGGAGCACUGGACAUGGCAGGAUUCGAAGCACUCUCGGGACUCACUGAAGAAAACCUACUAAAAAUGAAAGACUUGCUUUCACAAUGCCUGAAAGAACAAAAAUUCGGACAGCGGAUUCCGAGGAAUAGCCAGAGCCAGCACGAUUACCAAAAUUCAAACGACUAUACCUAUGGUCCGGCAAAACACAACGGAAGAGGCACAGGCCAACGAAACGGUUACCGAGGAAACGCCGGAGACAACCGACGUAAGUUUUUCCGCGGAGGCGAGGCACAGGACGGGUCAAAAAACACGCCCGACGGAGCCACAGCCGACGUUUCGCAGGAGGCCACCGCACACAAGAGGCAAACCACAUUCGGUAUCGCAAGGUCAUUUGCAAAAGAAAUGUGGGGCGGUGGCAUGCGCGAGGGGAAAACAUCGAACAUCGAACUCGAUGUGAUCUACAAAGCGUACCUCCCUAAGAAACGGAUCGUUCCGUCGGACACGAUGGUGCACCUUGAUUGGAAACGCGCGCAGCAACUCAAGGCAAAGGUGCACCGUCACGGCGUGGUUUAUUUCCCAAUCUUCAUUAUGAAGCACUGGAUCGCAGGGCUUUUGGAGAAAGGGACGCGGGACUCAGCAGAAAUACAGCUGAGCAUCCUGGACUCCGCACCUUCUCCCAUAGUAGAAGAUAAGCUGCGUAAGCACUUCAAAAUGGUCUGGCCGGCUUUGCGUUUGGUGAAUAAAUUUUCACCACGUCAGGAACGCUAUAGCGACGACUGCGGUUUGUACAUGUCUGCCGUAUUUUUCGGCACGCAUCUGGACAUACAAAUCGACCAUAGCCACGACAUGGCAAAGUGCAUGCGGCGCCUGAUGUACGCGGCGUCGAAACACCACCCGCCACGCGAAUAUUUCCUCGAGAAAAUGAGGAAAAUUCUGACGAACCACCCGGUGUCACGGAAGGAUUUCUUUUACAACGAAAUCGAGCGCAGGCCGUGGUUGAAGAAAACCACGGUGAACCGUGAAGACACUUUCCACUUGGGUGGAGGCGAGAGGCGCGCAACGAAAUCCACGAACCCGAAACGGGAUUCCAGGCGCGCAAACCAGCCGAAAGCACGUGCUCCACAGCCACCUCCUCGGCAAAAGAAAAAGGAGGAAACGGUGCGCACAAAGAUGGACCGGGCUGAGCGCACAAAGCGCACGCCACAGACGCCUGUACCCGCGUCAAAAGCACCUUCCCGUAAACGUCCCGAGAGAUCCGCAAUGGAUGCUCCACUCCCACGGCGAAAAGCCGCGAGGAACAGUGACAGGAGAACACCAGCGAGUUCCUCAGGUAGAUCCGCAACAGGUAGGAAUGGAGACAAAACACGCUCUCUAAACUCGAGCGAAUUUCCAUCCGAGGAUGAGGAUCUGCCGGUGAUCGACCUCCCGCGGAGGAAGAAAAACUCCGUCACGCGUACGCCUGAGCAUGCGCCAAACGACGCCACGGUGAGCUCAGAAGGCAUUAUCCCGACGAACGUGUCACCACACGUUCAGCAUGGGAAAUGCAUUUCUGAGUGGACAGAAAUCACCCUCGCGGAGGCGAACAAACAUGCCAGAAAGGUGUACGAAGCAGUCCUGGAUCACCUGUGGGCUGCGACGGCUCUGGCGCGAGUCGGCGAUGGUGUGGCACACGGUCUGACCGACACAGCGGUGGGACAGCAACGCGUGAGGCACAAGCUGACACCACUGCAGCCUUACAGCGUCCAAGAGAUGCUGAAGCUUCUCCGAAAGAAGAUCCACAUGGUCGAUGCCUCACCGACCGACCCGAAUGGGGUGAUUCUUCGAGAAGAAUACCGAAGCGAGGAGGUGACCCUCGACUCCUCAAUCGACGAACUGUACCUUGUCCGUGGACCGUCGUUACCGACAUUAUACGACGUGAUUAAAGGAUACAGGUUUCUGCUUGGCGCAUGUCUCCGUGAGGCGCCGGCAGAUGUGAAUGGCGGGCGCUAUCCGAGCCAUUACGUUCUCACAAAGGACGCCUCGGAGGCAACGGUGGGAGUCUACGUUCCAGCGACGUGGACGCACUACCAAUCGUCGAAGAGACAGCGUGCCCCACGUCACGCGUCACGAUACAUUCCUCUUCCGCGAAGUGCGGCAUCAGAGGCACACCAGGAUCCGUCCGAUGGCCAACGGCCGCGCCUGGUGAAGAGAAAAAGAUGGCCAGGCGACGGCGCCGGAAGGGACCCACUCCAAGAGGACGAGGAGGACGGCGCGACGUACAGGACUCCAGGAAACCAGAAGGGUGAUGGAUAUGCGGACGUCGACGCGAACAUCUCGGCAGAGGCAAUGCGCGCUCUCGAAAGCCUCCGCUCCAAUCCUUUAAACAUGCAGGGCAGGCCUCUUUCAAAAAACGAAGAGGCAGAGGUCUGCCCGAGAAACUGGUUCCUCUUCGCCGCGAAACCGCCACACAUCUCACAGCUCGCAUGGAACUUGGUGAGGCCCGACACUCGCGCACACCACUUGCGAUGGUUGACGCGAAUCAAGUCGAUGAACUCGGAACAGAUGCUCAUGCGCUUUCCGGCGGCAUGCAUCGACUUGAUUCUGUCGACCGCAAGGGCCCGCAAAUGGAAGUGGGCAACCACCGCGAAGGCCUUUGCCGCGGUAGCGGGUGCGCUGCGCGACCUGCCGCUCUACUCGACGCAGACGCGGGGUAUUCGCCUUCAGGACGAUCCCGAGUGGCGAAGCGCUUUUGGCACGGUGCAGCGUUACAUGAAGGAGUCGGUGCCGGAUGCGCCUCCCUUCGUUUCGCGUCAACAGGUCGAGAGGAUCUCCAAACGGCUCCGGUUAGGCCAUCCACGCGCCGCGCUGUUCCUCGCCAUGAUGUGGGGAUUCGCAGCACGAGCGUGCGACAUUUCCACGCUCCGAGCAAAGGACGUGACGCUGUUCCCGGGUACAUCGACGGAUACAUACGUGAAGGUCACGCUGACGAUCCGCAAGGGAAAGGGUGCCAAAACACGUGGCCCAUACCCGAUCCCAUCGAUGCUAACGAGGGACCUCGCAGCGACGCUGCAGGAGAUGCUGGUCGAGAAAAAACCAUCCGAGGAGCUUUUCUCACCACACGUGGAGGAGCUGCGGGCGCUGAUCGCCCAGGAGGUGCGAACAGAGAUGCGAGGUGCACAGCUGCCCUCGAUCCGAAAAGGCGCGCUCCGUUGUAUGGCGGAAGCGGGUGUCCCGUUGAAAGACCUGAUGAUGAUUUCCGGGCACGCGAAGCAGGCCACGCUACUGCGCUAUCUUGGGUAUGGCCAGCAGCCUACGGUGGAGGCCGAGACCGCAAGGGACAACGCCGGAAGAGCGCUAUUCCAGACCCUCGAGGCUGCGGCAUCCGUGUUCCGUUUCCGAUCGCAAGAGUCAUCGUGCGCGAAUCUCGGAAUCGCACCACAGGAGGUGUCGGCCAUGGUGGACCAGAUGUCCGGUUUCAUCCAAGUGCUGACGGAGCGACCGGCACUCGUGAAGCAGUGGCCGUUGCACCUGAAACGGAACACACCACUGGACAUGGAUACCGUGCUGGCGAUGCCGACAAAACGCGCCUCAACGAAGCGGUUUCUCCAGCGAAUCCAGUGCUUUCUGGAUCCCUCCUUCUACGAUGGGUUGCGGACCUCACGGACCAUCAAAAAGUGUGCGCUCACAGCGGCAGAAAUCCAACAGGCGGUCGAGAUGGGCAAGUUCGAACCAUGCCCGAUCAGCGACAUCGGCUCCCAGGUGCAAUUGCCAGAGGGCAUGCACGGCGUGAACGUCUUCACGGUGCCGGAGCUGAAAGGACGACGACGCCUCAUCACGGAGCCCCUGCUGAACCGCGUGAUCCCCAAACAUCACGUCCCGCGCGUCCACUACGACACGCGCCUCGGAAGACGACAGCGGCUGCGAUACGCCCGUUACAUGCUACAGAUCGACUUCGAAGCUUAUUACGACGCUAUCCCGAUCGCGGCGACACUCCGUAACAAGUUCGUUUUUCGAGCCAGGCAUGACGGGCGAUACUACCGUCUUCGUACUCUCCCGACCGGCGCGCGGUGGAGCGUUGCCGUCGGCCAGGCGGUGACGUGGACGAUUGUGGACAUCGACACGCCCGUCACCAUCACCACGCUCAUCGACAACAUUCUCGUGGCCGCACGCGAAGGCCAGGAGCGUGAGUUUGUGCUCGCGGUGCGCACGGUCGUCGCACGCAUCAAGGCGGCGAACCUGAUGACGUCACCCAACCGGGACGAGCUGGAGGCGAUGUCGGACGAGGAAAUCCUGCAGCUGGCGAGUGCCAACACCGUUUUCCUCGGCGAGGAAUACACAUGGAAUGGCCGUGAGCGUCUGAUCCGCAACUCGGUGAAGACGGUGGCGAAGCUGAAGCUUGCGCUCCAAAAGACCAGCCACACCAUACGCAGUCUGGCCUCGCUCAUCUCGCUGAUCUUCUUCGCGCUCCACACCACGCAAAUGAACCCCGCACGGGCAUUCAAGCUGCUGAGAGCCUACCGAGGCCUAUACCGGCUGACGUUCCGCGGGUACGACUGGGACGACGCGGUUCCUUACAUAGACUCCUCCGUGGCGCGGUCGCUGCAGGAGAUCGGCGGCGCACUGGUGCAGAAUCCGUGGUGGAAAAUCUCGGACGAGAGACACCCAACGACGGAUGAGGCGACCUAUGACGCGGUGGCCUUCACCGACGCGUCGCUGGAGGGCUGGGGUGCUGUGCUUCACCUCCGCGACGCGGGCGCCACAGAAAUGUGGACCUAUCGGCAGCGCUGGACCGAGGACCUGGAACGGCAACUCGGCGGCGACGACGGCGAGGCGGAACGCGUCCUCGAAAAACUGCGCCAGUACCAGCUGCGUCGCCGCGUCCGCUCGGGUGGCCGGUUCGAGGACCCAGACCUGCAGGCAGACCGCUUCCAGGCGCGGUACUCGGCACACGCGGAACCACGCGCGGCUCAACUAAUGCUGCGACACCUGGUGGAGCACCACAGGGUUCCCAACGGAGCGCGAAUCGCGCUUGCCACGGACCACCGUGCGAUUGUCAUUGCGCAGAAACACCUGAACGGUUUCGGCGGCAUUGGCAGAGGCUACGCCUUGAACAAACUUUUCGAGUACACCUACGACCUCUGGUACAACAGAGGGAUCGACGUAGUCUUUUUCUACGUAGAGGGUGCGCGGAAUCCGGCGGACGCCUACUCGCGACACUUCGGGGUGGACGCGACAGGAUCGCUGGAGGUUCACCGAGUUGAACCGUUUGGCGUGCCGUUCCUCCGGCACACGUGGUGUCCGCUAUGCGAAGAGCGGCGCCGCGAGGAGGGCGGCGAGAUAUGA
Messenger RNA from Leishmania braziliensis MHOM/BR/75/M2904, 6324 nucleotides. RefSeq names its product TATE DNA transposons. Gene Ontology annotation, biological process: DNA integration; DNA recombination. Gene Ontology annotation, molecular function: DNA binding. NCBI's taxonomy places the organism in Eukaryota, Euglenozoa, Kinetoplastea, Trypanosomatida, Trypanosomatidae. The record is from RefSeq and is a predicted model, not a curated record.